CACCCACAAGUCGAGCUCCCUGCCACUGCCUAUUGUUUACAAACUUUAUGAAAAGAGAAAAGUUUUCAACGAUGAAUAGAAGCGCAGCGCACCUGCUUGGACCUCCCACACUUUGACCACCCUGUCAGUUCCCGCGCUGGCCAGGCGGGCGGAGCUGGAGCAGAACGCCGCCGCGUUGACGCCUUGCUCAGAUACAGCACGCACAAGGUCUUACCAGGAUGUGCAGCGCUCGGCUCGGAACUCGAGCUGACAUCGGGACUCUGACAGGACGCGCGAGCUCCUCCUCUUCUGAAGCGCGCACAGAUCGGCCCUGCUUCCUCCUGUUGACAACAGCCAGCCUUGCGACAAGACUCACGAGCUAACCGGGAUGAAACGCUUGACGCUACACAGUUAGUUGCGUCCUUCUAUUGGAGGGGUUCGGAAAUAGCCAGAGUCCGAUACUAAUCGGCAUCCCCCUGCGAGGGUCGCAUUUUUCAAAUGACAAUUUCAGAUAUUUAUUUCAGAACGAGUACCUUUUUCCACAACAGUAUUCCGAAUCUGAAUGGAACCCGCAGUCUGGUUCAGCAGACACGGUCCAUAGACUUAACCCUCAAAGCAAGUCCACAGACUGGUUUCGUAAGCCUAAACCUCAGUCUGGACUUGGAAUUGCUCCGUAGGGUUAACGUUCAGACCUGCUCCAGACACCCGAGCAUCAUACCGGGUCCACAGACCUGGUCUGGAGACCUAAUCCUCAGAGCAUAUGCAUGGACCUGAUGCAUAGUGGUUUUGUGUGACAUCACCGUCACAGAGGUACCCAUCUGUGACUGUCUGGAACCAGACCAGACCUUCCAAAACAAAGUUAGGACUUACUCAAAGAGUUCUCUGAUGAACGCCAGGAUCCUCGGAGAACUUUCUGAAGCUGGGGCUGACCUGAGAAGGAAAAUAGAAAAAAAAAAAGUCUCAUUGUGAUCUCACGGUGACUUAGAAGAAAGGUUGGGGUUAGUGUUAGGUUAAGGUUCAGGACUUUUCACACAGAAAUUGUUUUUUUGGUGUUCAUCGUGGGACAGCGCGCAGGGACGACAGCAGGUCUCAGUGUCAUUGCCCACAUGAGCAAUGAAGUCCCCCAGCAGAACGAUGGAAUCCCCGCCGGGAGCGCUCUCCAGCACCCCUUCCAAGGACUCCAAAAAGGGUGGGUACUCUGAACUGCUUUUUGGUGCCUAGGCACAAACAACAGUCAGGACCCGUCCCCCCACCCUCUCGUCCACCGGGGUGAACCCCAACGCACAGGUGCUGAGCCGUGGAGCAAUAAGUGUAACCGCACCUGCUUGGCGCCUCUCACCGUGGGCAACUCCAGAGUGGAAGAGAGUCCAACCCCUCUCAAGAGGACUGGUACCAGAGCCCAAGAUGAGUGUGGAGGCGAGUCCGACUACAUCUAGUCGGAACCUCUCGACCUCACACACCGGCUCGGGCUCCUUCUCUGCCAGAGAGGUGACAUUUCACGUCCCUAGAGCCAGCUUCUGUAGGCGGGGAUCGGAUCGCCAAGGUCCCUCCCUCCGGCCACCGCCCAGCUCACAGUGCACCCGACCCCUAUGGCCCCUCCCACAGGUGAGCCCAUGGGAAGGGGGACCCACGUUACCCUUUCGGGCUGUGCCCGGCCGAGCUCCAUGACAGUGAGACCUGGAAGGGCGUGAUUAGGAGGAACGGCCCCCCCCUAUCAGAACCCCAGCGGUGUUCUGUUAUUGGACUUCUGUGUUCAUCGCGGAUUGUCCAUAACGAACACCAUGUUCAAGCAUAAGGAUGUCCACACGUGCACUUGGCACCAGGACACCCUAGGUCGCAGUUCGAUGAUCGACUUUGCGGUCGUGUCAUCGGACUUGCGGCCGCAUGUCUCGGACACUCGGUGAAGAGAGGGGCGGAGCUGUCAACCGAUCACCACCUGGUGGUGCGUCGGCUCCGACGGUGGGGGAAGAUACGGGUCCGACGUGGCGGGCCCAAAUGUAUCGUGAGGGUCUGCUGGGGACCGUCUGGCAGAAUCCCCUGUCAAAAGGUGUUUCAACUCCCACCUCCGACAGACCUUUGCUCAUGUUCCCGAGGAGGCGGGGGACAUCGAGUCCGAGCGGACCGUGUUCCGCGCCUCCAUUGCUGACCGGAGCUGUGGCCGUAAGCUGGUCGGUGCCUGUCGUGGCGGCAUACCAUCAAGCUGAAGGAGGAGUCCUAUUGGGCCUUUUUGGCCUGUGGGACUCCUGAGGCAGCUGAUGGGUACCGGCUAGCCAAGCAGAAUGCAGCUUUGGUGGUCGCUGAGGCAAAAACCCGGGUAUGGGAGGAGUUCGGUGAGGCCAUGGAGAAAGACUCCCGGACGGCUUCAAGGAAAUUCUGGUCCACCAUCCGGCGUCUCAGGAGAGGAGAGCAGUGCACCACUAACACUGUGUAUAGUGGGGAUGGGGCGCCGCUGACCUCGACUCGGGACGUUGCGAGUCGGUGGGGAGAAUACUUCGAAGACCUCCUCAAUUCCACCGACACGCCUUCCCGUGAGGGAGCAGAGUCUGGGUUCUCUGAGGCGGGCUCUCCUAUCUCUGGGGUCGAGGUCACCGAGGUGGUUAAAAAGCUCCUCGGUGGCAUGGCCCCGGGGGUGGAGGAGAUUCGCCCGGAGUUCCUAAAGGCUCUGGAAGUUGUAGGGUUGUCCUGGUUGGCAUGCUUCUGCAACAUUGCGUGGACAGUGCCUCUGGAUUGGCAGACUGGGGAGGUGGUCCCCCUUUUUAAGAAGGGGGACCGGAUGGUGUGGUCCAACUACACACUCCUCAGCUCUCUCCCCAAGGCUGCUCCUUCACACUCCUCAGCUUCUCCGGUAAGGUCUAUUCAGAGGUGCCGGAGAGGAGGGUCCGUCGGGAAGUCGAACCUCAGAUUCAGGAGGAGCAGUGUGGUUUUCGCCCUGGCCGUGGAACAGCGGACCAGUUCUACAACCUCGGCAGGGUCCUCGAGGGUGCCUGGGAGUUCGUCCAACCAGUCUACAUGUGUUUUGUGGACUUGGAGAAGGCGUUCGACCGUGUCCCUCGGGGAGUCCUGUGGGGGGUUUCUUCGGGAGUACGGGGUACCGAACCCCCUGAUACGGGCUGUUCGGUCCCCGUACGACCGGAGUCAGAGUUUGGUCCGCAUUGCCGGCAGUAAGUCGGACUCGUUUCCGGUGAGGGUCGGACUCCGCCGAGGCUGCUCCUUGUCACCGAUUGUGUUCGUAACUUUUAUGGACAGAAUGUCUAGGCGCAGCCGAGGCGUAGAGGGGGUCCGGUUCGGUGGCCUCAGUAUUGCAUCUCUGCUUUUUGCAGAUGAUGCGGUUCUGCUGGCUUCAUCAAGCCGCGACCUCCAACUCUCACCGGAGCGGUUCGCAGCCGAGUGUGAAGCGGUUGGGAUGAGAAUCGGCACCUCCGAAUCUGAGACCGUGGUCCUCAGUCGGAAAAGGGUGGCGUGUCCUCUUCGGGUCGGGGAUGAGAUCCUGCCCCGAGUGGAGGAGUUCAAGUAUCUCGGGGUCUCGUUCACGAGCGAGGGAAGAACGGAACGGGAGAUCGACAAGCGGAUCGGCGCGGCGUCUGCGGCGAUGCGGACUUCGUAUCGGUCCGUCGUGGUGAAGAAGGAGCUCGGCCGAAAGGCGAAGCUCUCGAUUUACCGGUCGAUCUCCGUUCCUCCCCUCACCGGUGGUCACGAGCUGCGGGUCGUGACCCAAAGAACGAGAUCCCGGAUACCAGCGGCCGAGAUGAGUUUCCUCCGCAGGGUGUCCGGGCUCUCCCUUAGAGAUCCGGUGAGAAGCUCUGUCAUCCGGGAGGAUCUCAGAGUAGAGCCGCUGCUCCUCCGCAUUGAGAGGAGCCAGAUGAGGCGGCUGGGGCACCUGAUUCGGACGCCUCCCCGGUGAGGCCUCCUACGUCUCUCGGCUGGCCUGGGAAUGCCUCGGGAUCCCCCCGGAAGAGCCGGAGAGAGUGAAGUCUGGGCUUCCCUGCUAAAGCUACUGCCCCCGCGACCCGACCUCAGGUAAGCGGAAGAAAAUGAAUGAAUGAAUGAAUGAAUGGUAUUCGCCGUGGGACAGCGCGCAGGGACGACGGCGCCCAGGCGCAAGCUUGCCCGUACUUGGAAGUGGUUGCUUAAAAAAAGCCUGCGCCAAACUCUCCGCUACCGGACGCGCCGUCUGACGUCACAGCGCCGCGACGGCAAACGGGCAACUCGGCCACGUGAUGCGGUGUAUCGCCGUGGCGCGAACGGGUUGGUAGACGGCGCGCUGCCCUCUGCCAAGUACGGUGUGUGAAAAGGCCUUCAGGCGGGUUAGGUCUGUCUCACCUCAACAGGCGCCCUUGACUUUUUUCUGCAAACCUUUUCUUUAAUGAUAAACAUCUCCCGUUUGGAAGGCUGAAUGAGCUGCAAAACAAACGAAGGCUUCCUGUGAUUUGACUUCCACAAUGACAACAACGUAGGCAUGCUCUCCAAGUACAGCACGUGGCAGAGGGGCUCAAAGCCCAGCAUGAAGCCCGGCUCCGUCCGUCCGCUGUCCAAGUGUCCUUGGGCAAGACAGUCGAGCCUACACUGCCCCCAGGUCGACAUUGUCAACUCAAUGAUCAUUUGUUACUUGAUUUAUUGUAAAUAAUCCAAUAAAAAGGUUGCCAAUAUAACUAAAAACAAUUCAGUCAUUGGUUUAAGUCCUGAUAAAUAACAUGAAUGAUGAAAAUGCUUUUUCCAACAUAGGGGCGUGCGCGGGGGCUGGUGACUUUGUCAAUAGCAGGGAAAGCCUUACAAUCGAUCGAUGUCAACGUUGACCUUCGAAGUGGUAGCGGUCUGCAAAUCUUUCUGCAGGUUGACGUCUUGAACUCUGAUUGAAAAAAAGCGCAGUGGUCCGUUCAUUCAAGUUCUAUAAAAAUAAUAACAAUCAAUUACAUGAAUCUAUGAUAACAAUAACGGCGGCAGUUGAUCAGAGACGUUUUCUUUGCCACCUUCCGUACAGAGCGGCAGGCCCGCCACACAUUCUUCACGUUAGGAUUGAUGACAUCGGUGCCCCCGACUGCCCGCCCCCCCCACCCCCCCAGGUGUCCGCC
Molecule: messenger RNA, 5048 nt
Organism: Phycodurus eques (leafy seadragon)
Lineage: Eukaryota; Metazoa; Chordata; Actinopteri; Syngnathiformes; Syngnathidae
Exons: 2
Coding region: 2318-3880 (520 amino acids)
Source: RefSeq, a predicted model, not a curated record